CGGCCCUAUAAAUGUAUGUACAACAAUCGAUAUAAUAGUUGUGCCUUGCGGAUCUGUUUCUAUGAAUUAUUUUCUUUCAAAGUACUUCAAUCGGCGAGACUAGAAGCGAAAGAGCAAGUUUAGAUAACAAAGUGUGCAUAGUGCAGAGUAGGAGAUGAUGUCCUCACCAGCUAAUUUGAACACGGGGGGAGAAGAGAAGAAAUUAGAAAUAGAGAAAGUGGUAGAGAGUCAGGUAGAGGUAGCAGAUACCGAGUCAAAGAGAAUUCAGCCAUGGAAAGAGCAAAUAACAGUGAGAGGAUUGGUGGUGAGCACGGUGCUUGGAAUCAUAUACAGCAUAAUAGCCAUGAAGCUCAAUCUCUCAGCUGGAAUCGUUCCUAACUUUAAUGUCUCUGCUGCCCUUCUUGCUUUCUUGUUUGUCCGAAGCUGGAACAAAGUGCUCCACAAGGCUGGUUUUAUCUCCAAACCCUUCACCCGCCAAGAAAACACCAUCAUACAGACUUGUGUUGUCUCAUGCUAUAGCAUUGCUGUUCAUGGAGGAUUUGCUUCUUAUCUUUUGGGAUUAAACAGGAAGACGUAUGAGUUGUCUGGAGUUGGGACUGAGGGUAACAAUCCAAAUACUGUUAGAGAUCCUGGAUUUGCUUGGAUGACUACCUUCCUUUUUGUGGUUUGCUUUGUUGGUCUCUUCAUCUUGAUUCCACUCAGAAAGAUCAUGAUAGUUGACCUGAAGUUGACGUUUCCUAGUGGCUUGGCAACAGCUGUUCUCAUCAAUGGUUUCCACACGCAGGGGGACAAAAUGGCCAAGAAGCAAGUUGGUGGGUUCUUGAAGUAUUUUUCCAUCAGUUUCAUGUGGGGUUUUUUCAAGUGGUUCUUCUCAGGGACACAGGAUUGCGGAUUCGCUCAGUUUCCUACCUUUGGAUUGCAAGCUUGGAAGCAAACAUUCUAUUUUGAUUUUAACAUGACUUAUGUGGGAGCAGGGAUGAUUUGCCCCCACCUUGUAAAUUUGUCUUUGCUCCUUGGAGCCAUUCUCUCCUUUGGAGUGAUAUGGCCGCUCAUUGAUCGUCGCAAGGGAGAUUGGUUCCCUACCAAUUUAGAUGAGAGCAACAUGAAAGCUUUGUACGGCUACAAGGUCUUUCUAACAGUUGCUCUCAUCCUCGGUGAUGGCUUAUACAACUUUGUCAAGAUUUUAGUUUCCUCAAUCCUUAGCGUACAUGAAAAAAUUAAGAACCGUAAAAAUGCUUCAAGUGCGGAUCAACAGAGAGAUAACGCUGAAGAGCUUAAACAAAAAGAAGUUUUCCUGAGGGACAACAUUUCGAUGUGGAUCGGAACCGGCGGAUACAUAGUUUUGUCGGUGAUUUCCAUAAUUGUAAUCCCUUUAAUGUUUCCUCAGCUGAAGUGGUUCUACGUGGUGGUCGCUUACAUCUUAGCCCCGUCCCUGGCAUUCUGUAACGCUUACGGAACGGGUCUCACCGACAUGAACAUGGCAUACAAUUACGGCAAAGUGGCACUCUUUGUUGUUGCAGCUAUGAGCGGGAGAGACAACGGCGUAGUGGCAGGUCUCGUAGGGUGUGGUCUGGUUAAAUCUGUUGUCUCUGUGGCUUGCACUCUGAUGCACGAUUUCAAAACUGCAUAUUACACCUGCACUUCUCCUAAAGCAAUGUUCAUAUGCCAAUUAAUCGGCACUGCGUUGGGCUGCGUAAUAGCUCCCCUCAGCUUCUUUCUGUUCUACAAGGCAUUCGAUGUGGGGAACCCGCAUGGGGAAUUCAAGGCCCCCUAUGCGCUAAUUUACAGAAACAUGGCGGUUUUAGGCGUCGAAGGUUUCUCCGCACUGCCCCAGCAUUGCUUGCAGCUCUGUUACGGGUUCUUUGCUUUCGCGGUGGUGGUGAACAUGGUGAGAGACCUCUCCCCCAACGUGUUUGGGAAAUGGAUGCCGUUGCCCAUGGUGAUGGCGAUUCCCUUUCUGGUUGGUGCCUACUUUGCCAUUGAUAUGUGCCUUGGGAGUUUGGUGGUUUACGUGUGGCACAAGCUUAACACUAAGAAGGCAGAGGCCAUGAUUCCAGCAACUGCGUCUGGACUCAUUUGUGGAGAAGGCCUGUGGGCUCUUCCCGCUUCCAUUCUUGCUCUUGCCAAAGUUAACCCGCCUAUCUGCAUGAAUUUUCUUGCUUCCUAGAACUUGAUCAACUACAUCAAACCAAUGAAUGCCAUAAUUAGUUAGUUAAUUAAUACUACUAUAUAUGUUAGCAGGUACACUUCAUACAUAACCAAAAUGCUAUAAAUAUUCCAAGUGUCUGGCCAUUGGGCUUAGGAACAUUGUAUUAUUGCUUACUACAACUUUGUAGGAAAAGUCAGUUCCUGUUAAUUGAUCUCUCGGAAGGGAAUUUCUUCUUCACAGGAGUCAUAAUUAAUUCGAGUUAUUUGCCUACAACGUCAAUGCUACAAAUAAAUUAUUAAGAGAA
Messenger RNA from Glycine soja, 2453 nucleotides. RefSeq names its product metal-nicotianamine transporter YSL1-like. Bases 155 to 2167 code for a protein of 670 amino acids. The transcript is spliced from 7 exons. Gene Ontology annotation, molecular function: oligopeptide transmembrane transporter activity; iron-nicotianamine transmembrane transporter activity. Gene Ontology annotation, cellular component: plasma membrane. Gene Ontology annotation, biological process: seed development; response to iron ion. The record is from RefSeq and is a predicted model, not a curated record. NCBI's taxonomy places the organism in Eukaryota, Viridiplantae, Streptophyta, Magnoliopsida, Fabales, Fabaceae.